Molecule: messenger RNA, 1539 nt
Organism: Stegodyphus dumicola
Lineage: Eukaryota; Metazoa; Arthropoda; Arachnida; Araneae; Eresidae
Product: zinc finger MYM-type protein 1-like
Source: RefSeq, a predicted model, not a curated record
AUGAUAUUAAAAAGGGACUGGUUGAUAUUUUCCGAAUCUACUGGCAAGUUUUUUUGUUAUAAAUGUAUUUUGUUCAAAUCGGACCUACCUGGAAAUCCAAACCUGUGUAACCAAUUCCUUACAGGCUUUAAUGACUGGAAAAACGCACAUUCGAGAAUUUCAAGUCAUGAAGUGUCAAAAGAACAUUUUGCAUCUAUUUCUGCUUUAGUGAACUACCAACAAACUAGAAAAAUUGAUGAGACGUUUGAUAUUGUCAAGGAAAAAGAAAGCACAUAUUGGACAACGGUUUUAAGAAGAGUAGUGGAAGUAAUUAAGUUUUUGACCGAAAGGGGACUAGCGUUUAGAGGCGAUAAUGAAAUACAUGGUGAUCCUAGUAAUGGCAAUUUUCUUGGGUGUAUCGAUCUCUUAGCCAAAUUUGAUCCGUUUCUAGAAGAACAUGUAAGAAGAUACGGUAAUCCAGGCCGCGGAAAAGUAUCAUAUUUAUCCUCCACAACGUAUGAAGAACUAAUAAUUUUACUGGGGUCAAAAGUAUUGGAAAAAAUAGUUACAGAAAUCAAAGAAGCCAAGUAUUAUGGAAUCACUGUGGAUUCUACACCUGACGUUAGCCAUACGGAUCAACUCUCCAUAGUUAUUAGAUAUGUCUCAAAAACUGUAGAUAUAUAUGAAAGAUUUUUGAUGUUUGUUAAAAUAGAAAAACAUGAUGCCAAGUAUCUUUUUGACACUCUAAUUUCAGUUUUAGAAAAUCAGGGAAUAGACCCAAAAUUUUGCAGAUGUCAGUCUUAUGACAAUGCGGCUAAUAUAAGCGGAGUGUAUUCGGGAGUACAAACUAGAUUUAGGGAAAUCAACAGCGCAGCCACUUGGGUACCAUGUGGAGCUCAUAGUCUUAAUCUAGUUGGCACAGCGGCGGCAGAAAGCUGCUUAGAAGCUGUAAAAUUUUUUGAAAUUUUGCAAUCGCUCUACAAUUUCUUUGCAGCGUCCCCUCAAAGAUGGUCUAAACUAAGGUCUUUGGGAAGUAAAAUUUCUGUAAAAAGACUUUCAGAGACCAGAUGGUCAGCACGUUAUGAGGCUGUAAAAACAUUAUGUGCCCAUUAUGAUGAUAUACGUGGUAUUCUUACAAAUAUUUCAACUAGUGAAGGUAUGAAACCUACAACAGUGAUUGAGGCACAAACCUUAAUCCAUCAAAUGAAUACUUUGGAGAUGGUAUUACUCACAGUUAUUUGGGAAGAUCUACUAAAACACGUCGAUAUUGUAAAUAAAUCUCUUCAAGAACCUGGCAUCGAGUUUAACACGAUGGUGCGACUUUACGACAGUUUAAUUCAAUAUUUAUCUCACUGCAGAAUUGAGGACAUGUAUAAUAGCUAUUAUCUUAAGGCAAAAGCCCUUGCACCAGAUUCAGAAUUUAAAGAAUCCGAAACUAGAGUUCGUAAGAGAAAACGACAGUUCGAUGAAGGGCCAGAUGAGACUUCCUCUCGCAGUGCCAAAGAUUCCUUUAAGAUUAAUUUUUUUUUAUUGUUCUGGAUGUGCUUUGCGCUGAAAUGA